UGCUCGCGUUGAGCGAAAAGAAGAAUGACAUUUUUGAUGGUGUGUACUUCAUGAGAACUCGUUCACGAUGUUGCGGAACAGAAGGUUCAUGCAAUUCCUCCAGGACAACAUGCACGCCGGCAGGGUCAGUAGCGUGACUGACGAGUAUAAAAUUCACAUAUCUCGCGCCAGCGCAAAGUCGGCGACGGGACGCCGCACUCCGAACUCGCGCGAUGUCCGUUGAACCUUUCGUAAUCUUUAUCUACGAUUCUGCGCUCUCAGCGCUUCUCAGCUUUCCUGCGCUCGCAGCGAUGUGAGCGCUCUCUCGACCAAUCAGAACGCCGUAUUCGCCGAAUGCCGCGCGCGGAACACCGGACCCCCGCGCAGGGCGCGCGCAGGGCGCGCGAUGUUCGUCCAGGAUCGAGAUGCGUUGGAGGUGGAGCUCAACGCCCUCUCUAACGACUACCACCCGAAGAACGCGCUCAAGCACGCGCCGCUGAGGCAAGACUUCCGGUCAUUCCGAUUGACGGUAAACAUACGACGCCCAGUCAAAAAUAUGUUAAGUCCAGGAGGACCCAGAGCGUAUGAAAAUCCAGGCAGCGCCCUUCUGAUAUCCGAAGUCGCCUGCAUAAUGAUCAGAAACAACGGCAUAGUCUCCGUAGAGAGCAACACGGUGACCAAAGUAACUCACCCUGGAGCUAUCUGUGGCACUAAGUUUUCGCUGUUGUGUCCAUGAUGUGCCAUACCUAACCCCGGCGGUGCGUGAACCUUGCCCAAAAAAAUAUGAACUGCGGUUUGCCGCCCGCGCCAUUUUUCUUCUCUGCACAAACAGAUUUCCACUUGUUAUUUAAUAUCAAAUCGUCACUUUUCCAAUACAUCCCGGUUGCGAGUAACACUUCUAAUAGGGAAAUACUCGCUUUCCUAGCUACUGAGGCACCCGGAGAGGCGCGGGGAGGUGGCGAGGACGUCGUCAAUGAAUUUUUUGAUUGCAAAGAAUGCCAGCUUGACGAACACAUGACGGUGGCGACGGACGACCUCCGCGCGUUCAUUGACCUGGAUGGAACGCCGUCAACGCCGUCGGAUGAUAUCGAUGACUCAGACUCGGACUGCAGUUGGGAGGUUCCCGAGUCGAUCGAUGUCGACGAGCAGAUGUGCGAGGGUUGUGGGGGCGGCGGUGAAACACGGCCGGGGAUGACCGAUGCGGAGACCCUGCUCUGCGACGGGGAUGGGUGCGAACGCACGUGGUACAUUGCGUGCCUGGGGCCGCCCCUGACCGCCCUAAACUUAAACCACGCGUGCCAUGAAUCGGGAUGCCUUCGGGCGCUUUUUUGCUUUUGCGGAGUCGCGGUUGGCUUGGGUGGUGUCUAGCCUGAUUUUGGAAAUUGGCUGUUUACGCCAUUUCCGCUCAAGGUCGUCAAGUGAAGCAAGCAAUGCAAGCAUGAGCAACCAACCUAGCGUACGUCACGUAGAGAACGUACGUACAUUAGUACUACGACUAGACGCGUCUUCGAAAUUUACCAACGCGUAAGAACCAGCUGUUUUUAGGUGUGCAUUUUGAUCCAGGUGUGUAGUCGCAACGGGCGCCCAAGAGUGCGACAGAUAUUACUCGACUGAUAGGCAAAAUCUUGUUCGAGUGUCAAUAACCUUUUGUAAAAACCCGCCCUCACCAGAUGUUCCUUGCGGUCUGAAAUUAAGCCUUUGGUACUGUGGGCUCAAUUCAUCAGCGUUUACAAGACUUUCAAGUGCCUUUAUCUCAUCGACUGUCGGCG
Molecule: messenger RNA, 1748 nt
Organism: Micromonas commoda
Lineage: Eukaryota; Viridiplantae; Chlorophyta; Mamiellophyceae; Mamiellales; Mamiellaceae
Exons: 2
Coding region: 994-1347 (117 amino acids)
Source: RefSeq, a predicted model, not a curated record